AUGGCAAGACAACUUCGUAUUGGAAUCCUAGUGCCAUCUUCCAAUACUAUACUGGAGCCACUGAUCUCUGCCAUCCUCUCCUCCAUUCAAUCAGAGGAGCUUUCCAUUUCCGUACAUUUCUCACGCUUCCGGGUCACCACAAUCGAUCUUACACACAAUGCUAACGCUCAAUUUGAGCUUGGAACGAUACUUUCAGCCGCUCGACUGCUUGCAGAUGCUCAUGUUAAUGUCAUAGGGUGGGGUGGGACAUCGGCUGGAUGGCUUGGUUUCGAAGUGGACGAGAGAUUAUGUGCCGUAAUAGAAGCUGAGACUAAGAUCCCAGCAACGACCUCAACACUAGCCCUCAACCAGCUACUAUCACUUCAUGGGGUGAAAGCUUUGGGAUUGGUGACCCCCUAUCUGGAGGAAAUUAACGAUAGAAUUAGCAGAAACUAUUUGACCGCGGGAAUCGCAAUCGAGAAGUCGCGGGAAAACCAUCUCGGGAUCACGGACAACAACAAGAUUGUCAUGGUUGAUGAGGGAACCUUGGAUCGAAUGGUACAGGAAGUGGUAGAUAACGGAGCUCACGUGGUUACCACAUUCUGUACUAACCUGCGCGCUGCACAACGGGUCGAAUAUUGGGAGAAAACUCAUGGGAUCAUUGUUCUAGACACAGUCAGCACGGUGGUGUGGGGAGUUCUGAAGAUUGUGGGAGUCAACACAGGGCUAGUCAAGGGCUGGGGUCGGAUAUUCGAAUAA
Molecule: messenger RNA, 738 nt
Organism: Exophiala aquamarina CBS 119918
Lineage: Eukaryota; Fungi; Ascomycota; Eurotiomycetes; Chaetothyriales; Herpotrichiellaceae
Exons: 1
Coding region: 1-738 (245 amino acids)
Source: RefSeq, a predicted model, not a curated record